ACGCUAGUAGUGACAAACGCGGGUCCAGUCUCCUCUCCAACUACUCGUACUCCCCCAUCGACGCCGCUACGCCCAACGUUUGAGCCGCUCGCCGCCGUCGCCGCCGCGCACAUCCCCAUCCUCCACUCCUCCGGGGUCCAGUCCUCCUUCACCGGCACGCCAUCUCCUUCCUGGUUCCCAUCCCUAACCUAGGUCCCUAGCGCUAGCUGUCAGUCGAGCGGCGUCGUCGUCAAGGGGGCUGCCCAGCGGGCCGGCGGCGAAGAGGUGUCUAGCGAGGCGAGCCACGUGCCGGAGGGACCCACCCGCAGCGGUGGCGUCAAACGCGUCUCGCAGGUGGCGAAACAGAGGAGGUUGCUUGUUUUCUCCGUCCAGCUGCGGUUUCCUUGACUGGAUCAACUAGAUUUGCCGGCGGCGACGGCAACGGCGGUCCCCAGGCAAGGGCGUGGGGCUCCCCGGAGGGAUGGAGGUGCCGUGGCUGCUGGUGGUGCACGGGUCAGUGACGGCGCUGGUGGUGGUGUCGUUCCUCUGCGGGCAAUGGCCCAUCUUCGAGGGCACCUUCAUCCAGAGCAUCAAUCACUUCCUCACCUUUGGGGCCUACCACUACCUCCUGCGGUUUGUGCAGUCUGUGUGCGGCACUGGGGCUAGGGAUCUCGUCCUCGGCGUCGAAGGAUACUGCUGCGACCGACCCAACCCGAUACUGCAGGUAUUUUAUGUUGCCAUAAUUGGGGUGACAUAUUUUAUAAUAGUGCAGACAUCUUUCGAGUACAUUCCUGGGUAUUAUGUGAGUGGAUUGCACAGAUAUCUGAGUGUUGUGGCUGUGGCUGUUGGUGCUAUACUCUUUGUGCUUACUAGCUUUUCUGAUCCUGGGACUGUUACUGCCGAGAACGUUUCUCAAUAUGUAUCUUCCUACCCAUAUGACAACAUUAUUUUUGUGGAGAAAGAAUGUUCAACUUGCAAGAUUACUAGACCAGCCAGGGCAAAGCACUGUAGAAUAUGUGACAAGUGUGUUGCUCGAUUCGAUCACCAUUGUGGAUGGAUGAAUAAUUGCAUUGGGGAGAAAAAUACUCGCUAUUUUGUGGCCUUUUUAGUUUGGCAUUUUCUUAUAUGUCUGUACGGGGCAACAAUCCUUGGCUUCAUUCUUGCCGGUGAAUUAAAAGAGCGGAAAAUUAUAUACAUUCUGACAGUUUAUUAUGGUAUCGAUAACUCAUUCUCGGGCUUGUUUCCACAUGUUGCACAGUGGUUGCUUGCUGUGCAUAACACUCAGAUACUUUUGAGUGUAUUUUUGGCUAUAUUAGCACUGCUCCUUGGUGGCUUCUGUGCUUACCAUUUACACCUUUGUUUGACAAAUACAACAACCAACGAGACAUUUAAAUGGCAAGACUACAUCAUGUGGAUGAAAAAAGAAAAUGAAGCGAAGGCAGACGCUGCUGCACUCAAGUCCAACAUAGGCUCAGCCAAUAGUGAUGCACACAAAGCUCCUCCUAGCAAAUGGAGGGCGUUCUUCAUGAGAUCCCGAACACCAAGCGUGGAACCAGUUGUGAAAAACAACAUAUAUGACAGAGGCAUGAUUCAAAACUUGUGCGAGGUGGUUGUCCCUUUGUCGGAACGGAAGGCAUUUUCACGCAGGAAAUCGGAUUGAGUCUGUUUUUGCAGUUGUAUCACAAAACUGUUGUAUAUCUGUGUAGAAUUUGCGAAACAUUUUUGUCAUACCAAUCAGUACCAUAGGGGCAUAGAGAAAAUUUUCAGGGUAAUCUUGUUUAGUACUUACGACUUAUAGCAUCAAAAUAUAGGUGAAAGGUUUUGAGGUUGCA
Messenger RNA from Sorghum bicolor (sorghum), 1811 nucleotides. Its product is annotated as probable protein S-acyltransferase 17. Gene Ontology annotation, biological process: protein targeting to membrane; peptidyl-L-cysteine S-palmitoylation. Lineage: Eukaryota; Viridiplantae; Streptophyta; Magnoliopsida; Poales; Poaceae. The record is from RefSeq and is a predicted model, not a curated record. The transcript is spliced from 10 exons. Gene Ontology annotation, molecular function: protein-cysteine S-palmitoyltransferase activity. The coding region runs from base 461 to 1639 and encodes 392 amino acids. Gene Ontology annotation, cellular component: Golgi apparatus; endoplasmic reticulum.